This is a messenger RNA of Exophiala aquamarina CBS 119918, 591 nucleotides long. RefSeq lists its product as uncharacterized. Lineage: Eukaryota; Fungi; Ascomycota; Eurotiomycetes; Chaetothyriales; Herpotrichiellaceae. Gene Ontology annotation, cellular component: nucleus. The record is from RefSeq and is a predicted model, not a curated record. The annotation marks the transcript as partial. The transcript has a single exon.
AUGGACGCUUGCGACGAAAAUGAGGUGCCCUCACGCAAAGAGUCACCCCCGGGACCGUCUGGGAAUGGACUUCCUCGAAUUCUCAUCGCCUCCCACUCCGAGGAGGAUCACGACCCUGUCGACAUCGGCAGCCGCUCAUCCCCAUGCCGUUGUACCCUACCUCAGAAGCCGAGCGUGAGGGGCCCGGGGAAGGGAGUGGACCGCCAACUGGGUGAGACCGAGGGAGCGGUGGCCGCGACGACGCAGCAAAGAAAGAAUUUUCACGCCCGCAAGAAUACACUGGCUCGGGAGCCCUUGCGCGAGCUCGACGUGGCCGAUUCUGAGCUCGCAAAGCUGACGGCCGGUACCGGCGGGGUCCGGAUCGUGUGGUCCACCACCCUCAGGUCCACCGUCGGUCGUGCCAAGUUGAGAAGAGCACCGAGUAGAAUCUCCAGAGUACCUAUCAAAAGAGAAGAGGCGGAAAGAGCCGGCGUCGAGAUAGCGUAUUUUCUCACCAUCGAGCUGGCCGAGAGAAUUGUCGAUAGUGAGGACCGCCUCGUUAGCACGCUGGCGCACGAGUUCUGCCACCUGGCGAAUUUCCUGAUCAGCAAC